AUGCUUGCAAGUGAGAACUGGCCUCUAUUUCAACCUGAUGAGACUUUGGCCGAAGAUGACGACCUUCGAAAACACUUCAAAGAAUACAUCCAGAAUAACCGAUCACAGACUAAAGAUGGCAAAAAGAAGAAAAAGAGAAAGAGGAAGAACAAGGAUGGAAAUGACGACGUCUUGUCUCCUGGAAUCCUACAGAACACUUUUAUCGUUGUUCCUGAUGAAAUGAUUUCUGGUAGUCGCAACCGCGAGGAACGCGACUUGAUUGAUCCUUGCUGGGUUUGGGCAUAUGACGCGGAUUGGGACAGUUCAGAAGAGGAAACGGUCGUCGACGGAGAGAAGUACCAAGGCCGUGUCAAGGUGGCCAAGUGGUCACUCGAAGCAUGGUUAUAUGCCGCUCGCUGGGAGGGAGUCAAUUUCAAAGACAUGUGGCUCAAGGCCCAACAGCACCCGGAAAAGUUCUGGAUCUGUUACACAAAGAGACUGGAAGAGUGGGAUCAUGAGCCGUAUAUCUGA
Messenger RNA from Fusarium graminearum PH-1, 510 nucleotides. RefSeq lists its product as uncharacterized. The coding region runs from base 1 to 510 and encodes 169 amino acids. The transcript is spliced from 2 exons. NCBI's taxonomy places the organism in Eukaryota, Fungi, Ascomycota, Sordariomycetes, Hypocreales, Nectriaceae. The record is from RefSeq and is a predicted model, not a curated record.